AUGGAGUGUGUGCAACGGCAGUUGGGUAUGAUAGGGUGCUUCAGUGUUGGGAGAGAAGGAAGGGCGGGGGGGCAUAUUGACGCUAUUUUAAAGGGUGUGGAUAUGGAGACUUUCCGUUUUACUGGGUUUUAUGGGACUGUUCAAGGGCCAUGGCUUGUAGAUGGGGAUUUCAAUGAAAUACUUGAGGCUCAUGAGUACUUUGACCGCCAUUUCCGACCCAUGUCACAAAUGAGGGCCUUUCGAGAAGCUUUGGAGGAGUGUGGUUUGACAACUAUUCGGUUUAAGGGGUAUAAGUUUACAUGGUCUAACCGAUGGCAAGGGGAUGGGAAUGUAAAGCUCCGGCUAGAUAGAAUGGUGGCUAAUGGUGACUUUGUUAGGACCUUUCCUGAGGUCACAACGCAUCAUCUGAAUUCUAUGGUGUCCAACCAUCUUCCUUUGUUGUCAUAUUUGAGACCAAGUACUUGGGCGCGGAAGCAUAAGCGGUUCAUAUUCGAGGAAAUGUGGACUACUGUUGAGGGUUGCCAAGACGUCAUUACGCAUGCUUGGGAGUCUGAGAUUGGAACUGUUGUAGAGAAAUUGAAGGCAUGUCAAGGGUCUCUGCGGACGUGGAAUAAUGACCAUGUAAGCCGAAUACCCACAAAGCUCCGAAGUCUGCAGCAGAAGUUAGAUGACACCUAA
Messenger RNA from Prunus armeniaca (apricot), 678 nucleotides. The record is from the annotation of a GenBank genome assembly. NCBI's taxonomy places the organism in Eukaryota, Viridiplantae, Streptophyta, Magnoliopsida, Rosales, Rosaceae.